AUGGGAGAAUCAUUGUGCGAAGACAUUAUUACUAGAAAGAAAUUUGUAAUAUUUCCAAGUUACAACUUUUCACGUGCAGACAAAUAUUGGAUAGGCCUUCUCAAGGGUGGAUCGUACCACAACACUUGUCUAUCUAUCUAUCUAUCUAUCUAUCUAUCUAUCUCUGUUCCUUAUCUAUCUAUCUAUCUAUCUAUCUAUCUCAUUUAUUAUGUUCACAUCUAUCUAUCUAUCUAUCUAUCUAUCAGCCUGUCUCUCUGUCUAUCUAUCUAUCUCGGUCUAUUCAUAUCUAUCUAUCUAUCUAUCUAUCUAUCUGUCAGUCUCUCUAACUACCUAUCUAUCUAUCUAUCUCGGUCUAUUCAGAUCUAUCUAUCUAUCUAUUUACCUAACUAUCUGUCUGGCUGUCUAUCUAUCUAUCUAUCUAUCUCAAUUUAUUCAGAUCUAUCUAUCUAUAUAUCCCAUAACACUAUCUAUCUAUCUAUCUAUCUAUCUAUCUAUCUUUCUCGGUCUAUUCAUAUCUAUCUAUCUAUCUAUCUAUCUAUCUAUCUAUCUAUCUGUGUUCGUAUCUCUGCCUGUCUGCUUAUCUAUUUGUCUAUCUAUCUCAGUCUAUACCUAUUCCAUUUGUUCAUAUCUAUCUAUCUAUCUCGGUCUAUUCAUAUCUAUCUAUCUAUCUAUCUAUCUAUCUAUCUGUGUUCGUAUCUCUGUCUGCUUAUCUAUUUGUUUAUCUAUCUCACUUUCUCUGAUCUAUCUAUCCGAUUUUCUCUCUCACUAUCUCUCCCCCUCUCCUUCUCUCUCUCUCUUUCUCUCUCUCUCUCUCUCUAUCUAUCUAUCUAUCUAUCUAUCUAUCUCUACCUCUCUCCCUAA
This is a messenger RNA of Acanthosepion pharaonis, 861 nucleotides long. The record is from the annotation of a GenBank genome assembly. Lineage: Eukaryota; Metazoa; Mollusca; Cephalopoda; Sepiida; Sepiidae.